Centruroides sculpturatus (bark scorpion) is the source of this 513-nucleotide messenger RNA. Its product is annotated as patched domain-containing protein 3-like. The transcript has a single exon. Lineage: Eukaryota; Metazoa; Arthropoda; Arachnida; Scorpiones; Buthidae. Gene Ontology annotation, cellular component: membrane. The record is from RefSeq and is a predicted model, not a curated record. The coding region runs from base 1 to 513 and encodes 170 amino acids.
AUGAAAACCGACUGUGUGAAGAAACGAUUAUCCAUCGUUUUUCGAAAAUUAGGAAGAUUAAUCGGACUUCAUCCUUACUACUUUAUCAUUUUUCCUAUUUUGAUAUCAGCGACAUUUUCAGCAUUCAUCUUCAAUAUAAACACUAUCUCAAACACAAGCGAACUGGCAUUUGCAGAUUCAGGAAAAGUCUAUAAUACUAAGAAGUUCAUCGACGAAACGUUUCCUUUCAAUACAUCAAAAUUCCUUGAUCCGACAAGUUUUACAGACGUACCAAAAUGUGUGUUUGUUACAUUUACAAAGAAAGAUGGUGGAGACAUGCUAGAAAAAGAUGUGCUACUAGAUAUAAGUCUGGCGGAUCAAUUUAUUAAGAAUAUAACAAUUAAUGAUAAAGGAAGAAAAAUUCGAUAUUCAGAUAUUUGUGGACGUGUAGGCGAAAAAUGUUUUGAAAAUCCGAUUAUCGAAAUAUUGCCCGAAAUUGAUAAUAUAGUGCAGAGAAAAAAGAAAUUGAAGUAG